This is a messenger RNA of Ochlerotatus camptorhynchus, 1673 nucleotides long. Its product is annotated as carboxypeptidase N subunit 2-like. Bases 37 to 1608 code for a protein of 523 amino acids. Gene Ontology annotation, molecular function: protein binding. The record is from RefSeq and is a predicted model, not a curated record. Lineage: Eukaryota; Metazoa; Arthropoda; Insecta; Diptera; Culicidae. The transcript is spliced from 2 exons.
UUUUGAUUUGCUCCAACGUGUGCAGUAGGCAUCAACAUGCAACCGGAGUUGGGACUUUUAGUAAGCCUUUUAUUGGCAGUAGUAGCUGUAAGUUCGCAGAGAACGUCGCUCACCUUGAGCUGUGCCCCGCAAAGUAAACCAGGGAAAUGUGUUUUACGAUCAAUUAAGGUACAGGAAAAGGACGUCAUAGACGGUGCUACCCGUCCAACAACAGAGAAGACAGUCAUUUUUGAAAACUCCCAGCUUGAAUAUCUUCCGGAAGUGCUGUUCAACAGAUUUCCACAGUUGGAAUCGCUGCACGCCAGUGGAGUUGGUUUAAAGAAGUUUGCACCGGAUGCCUUUUCCAAAUCACCAAACUUGAAGAACUUAGACGUGUCAGCCAAUUUGGUUGGCAUCCUACCGCAAGAUGUGUUCGGAACAUGUCAGAAUCUGGAAGCGAUUGACAUAGCCCAUAAUCGAUUGCAUCUUUUCAAUGCGAUUGAACUGAUUGGAUGCAACAAGCUGCAUCGGUUGAACGUUUCAUCGAACCAAUUGAUUUUCAUCAACUGGGAACCGCUGAAUGAUCUACGCCUCUUGGAACACAUCGAUUUGAGUAACAAUCUGAUCUCGUCCGUCAUGGUUCCAAGGUACGCGAAAAAGAUUGUAGCUCGCAACAAUCACAUCCACAAGCUGGCCACCGAUCCGAAUUCGUUCAUAUUCAUGCUGGAGUAUUUGGAUGCAUCACGAAACCGGUUGAACAACAUCGAGACGCUCGCUCGCUUCGGCAAGAUGACCUACAUCGACCUCUCGUACAACCGGUUGCUGAGCGUGGAUUUUGCAUUGUUUAAAAAUAUGCGUUCGCUGAGGGAAUUAAAUCUUGCUCAUAAUAACAUAUUUGCGGUAUCGACAUCGGACGUGCAGCCCAUCGCACUUAGGCUGGUAGACCUGUCAAAUAACGAACUAACACGCUUAUCAGUCGAUGACACUCGGGGAAUCUCACAGGUUGAGCAGCUCCUUCUGAAUAAUAAUUAUCUGGUGAAAUUCGAAGUUACCAAAGGGCAGAAUCUUUUUCCUAGACUGCAGUCGAUUACGCUGAGCGGUAAUGAUUGGGCCUGUCCGGACAUGGAGGCGAUGUUGGUGGAGUUUGGUUCAAAGAAAGUUACUGUGAAAUCCACUGACGAGAAUUGCGCAACUCACCUGGUGAAGAAGAGAGGGCUGUGUUGUCGAGAUCUGGGUACGUCUUUUGAUGAGCUGGUUUUGUUAGAAUCGCAAAAAUUAUCCGAGAUGCAACAAAGAUCUCCUGUCAGAAUGGAUGUGACAUCGACUAUCAAGCCAAUUAUGGCAGAUCAGAAGCAAGCCCCACGGAUCGAGACCCCUGUGACAGUAUCAUCCAAACAACCAACAAAUCAGUACUCUGGAGAAAUUGAACAGCUUUCGAAAUCUUUGCGGGAAACGAUGAGUCGCCUAGUUGUCGUGGAAGCCGAUCUCAAAACUUCAAAUAGCGAAAAAUCCACUUUGAAAACUUCUCUUGACAGAGCUCAGGCUGAAGUCAAAGCUCUGAACGAGAAGCUGGCACGCUGCAAAUCCACUGUUAAUCAACGCACCGGGCAAACAGUGCUCAUCGAUUAGUGAACUUAAGGGUGAAAUGUUCUCGAAACUCAAGAGGCGAAUCACAUUAAACCAUUGCUACAAAA